Molecule: messenger RNA, 1464 nt
Organism: Ylistrum balloti
Lineage: Eukaryota; Metazoa; Mollusca; Bivalvia; Pectinida; Pectinidae
Product: cysteine sulfinic acid decarboxylase-like
Exons: 12
Coding region: 1-1464 (487 amino acids)
Biological process (GO): carboxylic acid metabolic process
Cellular component (GO): cytoplasm
Molecular function (GO): carboxy-lyase activity; pyridoxal phosphate binding
Source: RefSeq, a predicted model, not a curated record
AUGCAGAAGAGUGUUGACAAAGAUCGAACAACAAAACGUUCCGGCUUUCUCAGAAGGUUGGUAGAAGACAUAUUCAACAAUGUUAUUGCAAGGUCAAAUGACAGAAGCUUAAAAGUAAUUGAGUUUAAGCUCCCAGCAGAUCUGGAAGAUGUUAUGGAUUUAGCAUUGGAUGAGCCAACGGAAGACAUAAAGCUUCUAGAGAUCUGUCAGGAUGUUAUCAAAUACAGCGUGAAGACAGGCCAUCCUUUGUUCUUCAACCAACUGUAUGGUGGGAUGGAUCAAUAUACCUUAGGAGGGGCGUGGCUCACUGACGCUCUGAAUACAAGCAUGUUUACUUAUGAAGUUGCUCCGGUAUUUACUCUUAUGGAGAAAUAUGUGGUCAACAAAAUGCUGGGACUGGCUGGACUUUCCUCGGGCGACGGUAUCUUCUGUCCAGGAGGAUCAAUUUCUAACAUGUAUGGUUUGAACCUAGCUAGGUGUAAACGAUUCCCAGAAUUCAAAAUGGACGGUAUGACAUCACUUCCGCCUUUGCGCAUUCUCGCAUCAGAACAGGCUCACUUCAGCAUAAAGAAGGGCGCGGCAUUUUUAGGCUUCGGUACAAAGAGUGUUGUACCUGUGAAAUGUGACGUAAGAGGUAGAAUGUUGACGUCAGAACUGGAGAAGAAUAUACAAAUGAUUAAGUCCAAGGGAGAAGAACCAGUGUGCGUCGUCGCCACUUCCGGUACGACCGUCCUCGGUGCGUUUGAUCCCCUAUGCGAAAUAGCUGAUAUCUGUGAUGAGCACAAACUUUGGAUGCACGUUGAUUCAGCUUGGGGUGGUGCAGUUCUAUUAUCAAAGAAACAUCGGGAACUGAUGUCUGGCAUCGAAAGAGCCGACUCUCUAACAUGGAACCCUCACAAAAUGAUGGGUGCCCUCAACCAGUGUUCAGUGUUCCUAACAAGACACAAGGAUAUGCUGACGAAGAGUCAUUCUACUGGAGCAGAAUAUCUGUUCCAACCUGACAAGUGUUACGACGUGACAUUUGACACAGGGGACAAAUCUGUCCAAUGUGGCCGUAAAGUGGAUGUUCUCAAACUCUGGGUCAUGUGGAAAUCUAAGGGAGAUAAACAGCUGGAAAAGGCCGUAGACAACGCCCUAGAUUGUGCAAAGUAUCUCGCCAAUAGAAUGGCCGAUACAGAGGGCUUCCGUCUGCUUCUCCAGCCUGAGUUUACCAAUAUUUGUUUUUGGUAUAUUCCACCGAGCAUGCGCAAUGAAAAGGAAGAUGAAGGCUGGAAAACGCGUUUAUCAAAGGUGGCACCAGCAAUCAAAAAACAGAUGAUGUCGGAGGGGUCGAUGAUGAUUGGAUACCAGCCCAAAGAUAACAAUGUCAACUUCUUCCGCGUGGUUCUCUCUAACCUCGAUAUAACAAGGGAAGAUAUGGACAAUGUGGUCACUACCAUAGAUAGACUAGGAAGGAGUAUAUAG